CACCGGUGCUCACUGGCAGGUGUCAGUAGAUGCACGCUGUAGGGUACAUAUGAACGCGGGGAGUUGUCUGGUUGGUCAUUUGGCCAGCUCAAAGCUUUGACUGGUGCUGCACGCUGCUUAGUUUAUAUAGGUGUUCUGUGGCUGCACUUUCUAUUUCGUUCGCCGUGGUGAUCUGUAGUCUCUGCAGGACUGCAGCUGUAGAGCGUUUGUAGGAUCUGUUCUGCUUUGCUAACCAUGAAGGAGGGAACUCUGUUGCCCGAGGAAACGUUGUUGUUCGACUAUCAAAUCGCCGGCCACGUUCACGGGAACAACAAAACCAAGUUAGGUCUUCUGAAACACAAAGAUGGGUCAAUAUUGAAGCCGUUAUUGAGCAGUGAUGAACGCACGCUACGAGAGCACAAGUUUUAUGAAGACGUCUUUAGAGCUGAAGAACCUCAACCAGAGCUGUUGACCCUGAGAACAUUCCUCCCUAAGUACCUGGGAACAUGGAAGACAGACUACCUUGGCCAAGAAGUGGAGUAUCUGCGCUUGGAUGACGUGACUCGUGAGUUCCGGAGCCCUAGCGUCAUGGAUGUGAAGAUAGGUGCCCAAACAUAUGACCCAUUGGCAGAGCCCGAGAAGGUCGCCCUUGAAGAGGCAAAGUACACAUGGAGUCGGCAGCUUGGUUUUCGUAUUCUUGGCAUGCGGGUUUUUGACAAAUGUGAGCAGAAAUAUCACAUUUAUGGAAAAGAUUAUGGCCUCAAGCAAACACCUGACUCCAUACUAGAAGCCUUCCAGACAUUCCUUGGCAUGACACAUCAACAGCCCAAUAGCCCAGCAUUUCUGCCAGACCUAUUAGUUCAGCUGGAACACAUCAGGCACUGGUUUGAGACUCAGCGUGUUUAUGCCUUUUACUCAAGUUCACUUCUGAUUGUAUAUGAAUCUUUGCUCGAUAGCUCUGAUGAUAAAAAAAUUAACUGUGUGGCCAAAAUGAUUGACUUUGCUCAUGUCUUUCCCACAUCAGAGUGUGAUAAGAACUACCUAUUUGGAAUUUGCAAGCUUAUUGGUGUACUGCGUGAAAUUGGAGGUCUAUAACAAUGAAUGGCAAACAUUUAAAGCAAGUUGUUUUUAUUUCACUGUUAUGGGACCUGGAAGAUGUCUUUUCUUAUGUGGAAAAUAUACAGACUGUGAUUAAAUCUUGCCAUUUAUAUAACGGAUGUGCCAACAUACGCACUGUAUAUACAUUCUUAUAAUCACAAAUAACUGUGAUUAUUUUUUCUGCAGCUCACUUUUAUCCUUUUAAAGUCACGUAAAGCCUUAUGACACACUUUUGAGCCAUUUCUAUUUUCUUCUAAAAAUAAACUAUAUGGCCAGACUUAAAGAAAACAUUUACAUCUUUUAUUUCAUCUUUCAGAUUUCAGGGACACUGUCCUUGUUUUCAGAGUAUAACAGAUACAAAUAGCUUCUCUUUGUUCUCAUUACUGAAGAAGUGAUGCCAUGCAUGUUUGACAGUUUAGGUUUUGUUUUAGUUUGUUGUCUUGAAAAUUGUUGACUUUGUAACAUAAUUUCUUGUCUUCGCACUUGUUAGCUUAUGUUUAUUUGAUGACAUUCAUCCAUAUUGAGCCCCACAACUUCUGGCAUUUAUUACUACAUAACUGGAUUGCAUCAUGUCAUUCAGUCAUUUCAGAUUUAGGUAAAAGCCUGCAUGAAGGAGGCAGUCAACUGUAGUGAAGAUAUCCCUCCAGCUGAAAUGCCUAAUGGCCAGUGUUUAGCAUCUUCCAAGAUUGUGUUCUAUGAGACAGGGAGACACGUGAAUGUAGCACAGUGCUUUGUAUGAAUUUAUUAUUUUUCACUUAGUCAUUAUUGGUGUGACUGGUGUAUUACUUACCUUUGAUAAGUCAGCUGACAGACAUUACGCUGCCAUAUGGUUCGUGAAGUUGACUAACACAUAACAGCAGAGAGAGAAGAAACGAGCAGCUGUUGAACCUUUAUGUAACAUACAUGGAUAUGACGAAUUAUCAGAUAUAAUGAAGUGAAUAUAAAAUGCUUGUCAUCAAUACAUUAACGAAUAUGCUUAUGACAAAGGUAUUUUCAUGUUGAAUGCAACUACGUUAUAACAAAGUUCAACUGUAUAUACACUGCAUUUAUUGUGAAAAAGAUUGUGUGAUAUUCAUGUGAAAAUUGUGGAAGCACAUUUGGCAGCUUUACAAGGUCAUUUAUACAGUCUGCAAAACCUCCGUAAUGGCUCGGAAACAUCCGUCCACAUGAGACGUCCAUAGCUUUUGCUACAUUCAACGGCAGCGCUUCUCGAAACAGUGCACAACCUUUGAGAGCUGUGUUCAUGUGACAGCAUUUGUAUCAGAUUGCUGUUAAAUGCUCACUGAAGUAAUUGUAAAUGUCGAGAAGUGUAUGCAUUUGCAUUAUUGGGAUCACAUAGCAAAACAGCGGAGUAACAUUUACAAACACUUCUCAAACCAGUCUUUGGCAAAGCAGUGAUUUGCAACUACAUGGCACAUUGCCACCAACACUUUGGUGAUUUGCAUCACAAAUGAUUAUCUUUUGCUGCUUGUUUAAUUGCUGCAAAGUACUAUUUUCAAUGCCUUGUUAUUAUAGCAACAGUCAUAGUUUCAUGAACUUUCUUGUGCAUGUAUUGUUGGCAGAAAAACUGAAGCCAGGAAGCACAAUUAGUAAUUGUGCAAAGCAUCACACAUUUGAAACUGUUAGUACCAUUUUGAAAAUGUCUGUCUUGGGUGUGCAACUGUCUGUCCAGGGCAACCAGACAGGCGAUUGAGUAAAUAGAAUAUACCCACAGCCCUUUGUUUGAAGUAAAACAUAAUUUUUCUGAAGUUUUGCACACUGGAUUGGUUUCAUGAAGACCUUCCUGAAAAGAUGGAAAAGUAGCCACUUUGUGAAAAGAUGGCUUGUAUAAAUUAGUCCAAUCACAGUGCAAGCUCUUUGGUUUCUAAAUAGCUGUGUAAGCAGAGCUAGGCUUCAUUUACUCUUAAAUGUGCAGAAAGUUCUUCAGUAUGGUGCCUCACCUAAAUUGCUUUGUCCAUUUUAUGCCACAGAAAAUCAGCGAUGAGCUCUCGGUGAUGACUGCAUAUAGGCGAUCAAGUUUGGGCUGUUUUCUCACUUUGCAUGAGAUUACAAGUUGCAUAGGACGAAAAUAAUGACAACUGUCCACAUUGAAUUUUGUAGUACUAUAGCAUUUAAUUAACAUUUCACAUAGAUUCCAACAUCUGUGUACAUAGAUUCCAACAUCUGUGUUGGGCCUGCAUAAUUUUUUUUUCUAAUUGGUGGUCAUAUACAUGAGCCAAAAGGAGUGAGGACUAAACAGAGGAAGAAAUAUCCAAGUUUGAGAUGCUUCAAUGCAGCAACCAUCUGGUACUUCCACAACAGUGCGUUAUUGUAGCAAUUUUAUUUGUUGAAUACAACCCGAAUAUCCUGAAGUCAGAAGCCUCUAUUUCCCCUCAAUUAUUAACUCUAACUAACUUGCCUGAAUUUUGUACUAAGUUUUCUUCCUUAUCAACUCUAAAUUCCCUAAAUACAGAUGAAUUUCUGGCUUGCUACAUGUACUGAGCAGAAAGGCACAUUUAUGGCUGGCCACUAAUUAUUUGCCACUUCUAAGUGCUACAGUAAUGGCUAAGCAAUGAUAGCCUACAAGGUUUAUACAUUGCUACAUUUAUUUUGGGUGUGCUAUGAAGUGCACAUGUCCACACCCAACUUGCACAAUGUGAACUCUUGCGGCACCGUGCCAGACACUGUCAGGGAAGUUGUGCAGCAAGUGCACCUGGACUUGAGGAGGUGUUUGCAAUUCCUAAAGGUGGUUGAAGUUUUAUAUAUAUAUAUAUAUAUAUAUAAGGAGCCAAGUGCAUUUUAUCGUUAUUUGUGACCAAUCACGUGAACCAUUAUUAUACUAUUGUACUGGGGUCUAGAGCCCCAAUUUAUUUUUUAAAUGUGAACAGGAGACUGCUGGUGACUCCAUUAGCACUGGCAUGAAUUGCUGCAUGUCACAGGUCAGUAACAUGCAUGUUGCCGGUCUCGCAUUACUCAAGGAAAAAGCCAUGUGCCAAGUACUUUUUGUGCAGGCAUCUCCUCAAAUUUUGUGCAAUGCCACUAGUUGAGCCAACGUAAUGAAACCAAGCCAAGCUGAGGGCAAUAUGCAGCUAUGGUGGCAUCUAUUGUAAUAAAUGUCGCUGUCACUUUGCUUACGAUUGGCUUUAAUAUGUCAUUGGGAGUGUGGGAGAUACAGUCAUCUUUAAAUCCAUGUUUUUCAAGAAACAUGCGCUUAAAUGAGCCAAUAACCUGCAGUACCUGGUGUAGGACGCAAGUAAAUGUAUAAAGCUAUCUUUGGUGCCCCUUUUAAGAAAGGAUACUCUUGGGUGGCAAAAGGAGUAGUAUACUGUAUUCUCGAUAAGGUGGGCGAUUUCAAGUUGGCUGUUUUUUGCACACCUUUUUGUACAUUGUUUCAUGAAAAACAUCAUGAAGGUAUUAUUGUUGUAAUAAAAUCUAGAAAGCAACAUGAAGAUAUCUGUCAGUAAAGUUACAAGACUAGUGCCAACACAUUUAGGGUUGGCCCAGCUUUUUACUCCACAUUUGUUUUCCUCCAAUAAAGAUAUUUAAGUACGACAGGUUCUCAUGCUUUAAUUUUAGAUAAAAUAUAUUUCAUUCUUCUGUGCAUCUCACUGAAUUUAAUUCAAAAUUUAGCAUUUCCCAAUGUCUGUUGCACUACUUUCACCACCAUUCUGGUUUGCGCUCAACUCAAGUCAUUCAAGUUAUCGGAGACAAUGUAAAUUGUGCAAUUUAGAACUUGUACACACUAGGUGUCAUUCAAGUUAUCGGAGACAAUGUAAACUGUGCAAUUUAGAACUUGUACACACUAGGUGGUUUCAGCAAAAAUUUUAUCAUUGGUAUCAACAUGGUUACAGGAAAUGUAGCGGAACAGUACAAAUAUUUCAUUUCAUUUCGACGUUAUGCCACAUGGCAACCCAGGCAAAUAAAAAAGAAAUCAACUAUUAUGUCUAAUCCUGAGUCUUGCUAAGAUGAGACCACACAUGCAUUACUGUAUAAAUGUUAAAUUUCAUUGCAUGGAUACAUUCCAUGACCUUAGACAUCACAGCCUCAUGUCAAGUGUUCAAUCUCUGUACAUUUGAUUCAAGCGUGAUGCCUACGAAAGUAGCUGUGUUAGGACAGUGCAAAGAAUUGGAGCAAGGCUUCACUUUGCAUGUACACAUAUUUGUGUCUGUAGCUUCAAGCUGUCAUUUGUCAAACCCAAUUAGUGCUUGUGUGUGCUCCCGUGUGCUGUUUUUCUGUACAUUAACAUAUGCCCAAAGCAUCAGGUUGUUCUUCAGAGUUUGACAUUGUGUCCUAGAGUAAUAAAUGUGCCAUGAAGUCAGUGCUUGUGUUAUGAAAUAAACAUAUUAAAUGCUACCACCAAAACCUGAUUUUCGGGAGUGAAAGUGGAAAUGUUAUUUCACCCAGAAAACCAUACCCACGUUCUGCGGUGAAAAUGUGUGUUGAAGUUCCAAACAUACAGGGUGUCCCAGCUAGCCUUAGCCACAGUUUAAAAAUAUGCUGAUGCACUAUUGAGAGGACAUGACCAAAUGCAUGUUGCUGAUGUUGUAUGGAGUAAGUCACCUUAUUUUUGUAUUCUGCUUAAUUGCAUAAUUAGUCUAGAUUAAUUUUUUUUUUCCUGAAGCAAUGAAGUUGGACAAAAAAUUCCAAGUAGAAAGUUGUAGAACGGUUUGCAAAACAUCCAAUUAAACAAUUUCUAACUUUAUAUCUAUGUAUUAAGUAAUUUUCUUUUUUCCUCUUGCUUCAGAUGCCCGAAAAAAAAAAACCAUGUGGCAUGCCCACUUGCGCGCCGUGAUUGGAGUGCUCCCAAACGUUCCGUGUACAAAUGGACAUAGCACUUGGCUGGGCAUGCUGCCGCUUGAAAGGCAACAGUGCAGCGACACAGGCGUUGUUCGAUUUAUGCCAGCAACCAUUAUUGCUUGCACUGCGUAAAGUGAAUUACGGACAUGGCAGUUCCAGACAGCGAUAAACAGACCAUCGUGUAUCUGCUGUUGAAGUGCAAGCAAUUUUGAUGUGUCUUUUUCCAAUGAGGAAAAAGCAGACAUGAUCCUUGCCCUAGGAGCUGCAGAUGGACAGAGAUGGCAGGCGGCGAGGACAUAUCGAAGCUGGCACCUUGGCAUGCGACCUAGCUCGAUGACAAUAGUGAACAACUACAAGUCGGUGAAGCAAACCGGCAGCUUCACAAGAAAAAGGCAGAGAGCUUCAGCCAUAAAUGAUGAGGUGCGCUCCAGCAUUUUGUCUUUCAUGGUGGCUAAUCGACACGCUAGCACGCAUAGCGUGAGUGUAGAAGCCAGAGUAUCUAAAUCAACUGCCUGGAGGAUUUUGAAAACAGCUGGACUGCACCCCUAUCAUCUGCAGUUGCAUCAAUGCCUGAAGUCCAGGGAUCUUCAAAACAAACCUAACUUUGUGAAUUGGAUUUUGAUUCAGGAGAAGGAUUGAGACUUUCUCGGGAAGGUACUGUGGACUGACGAGGCAAACUUUUGCCGAAAUUGCCAAGUAAAUAUCCACAACACACACUAUUGAAGUGAGCGAAAUCCCUACUGGCUAGGAAAAUCGUGCCACCAAUAUCGGUGGUCUUUUAAUGUUUGGUGCGGAAUAUAUGACAACACAAUCAUUAGCCCACUAUUUUUUAACUACACUCCGACUUCCUAGAGAUAUGCAAAAGAGAUCCUCAAAGGGCUGGUGGAAGACUUCCGCUGCAACAUGUUACUGGCUCGGCUCGGUGCAACGUGGUAUCAGCACGAUGUAGUCAAGGCUGUAGUCGAGCACAAACAUGGCUUGCUGUUACGUUCCCAGGACAGUGGAUAGGGAGAAACGGGCCCAACCUGUGGCCAGCAAGGUCACCCGACCUUAACCCUCUUGACUUUUUCUUGUGGGGCUAUAUUAAGGAUUGCAUAUACACAAUGGAAACGACGAUUCCAGAAGCCUUACAGGAGAAGGUAACUGAAGUCUGCUGCAGUGUUUCACCAAUGAUGCUUAAGGCAGCAACAGCAAGCCUUCUUGGAAGGUCCCAGUGCUGUAUCACAGCAGAAGGUGGCCCUUUCGAGUGUGUGUUAUGAAAAUGCAUAUUAGAAAAAUAAAUGCAACAUUCAGCGAAAGACUGCGUGUGGCCAUUUAGGCCACUGCUAUUCCAUCAUUAUCAGUGUUCUGAAAAAGUUUUUUUUUUUUCCAUGGAUGUUCAGUUUGCUUACAGCUAUCGCAAAAUGACGCACCUUUUGUUUGCGGCAGUACAAGCGAUAACCACUGUGUAUGCUUAUCACUAUCAUGAACCGCUGCGAGGAAAGCACAUUGCUGGCGUAAAUCGCACAGCGAACACCUGCGUUGCUGCCUGGCUAAAUGCUAUGGUGGUUUGUACGCGGAACGUUUGGGAGCACUGCAAUCAUGGCACACAAGCAGGCAUUUCAUGUGGCAUUUUUUCUAUUUUGCGGGCAUCUGCUGCAAGUGAAAAAAAAAAAAAUAACUUAUUAGAUAGGAACUGUUUAAUUAUUCAGACAUUUUGCAAGCCACUCUACAACUUUCUAAGUGAAACCUUUUGCCCAUCUUUGUUGUUUCAUAAGUUCUUUAAUUAAUCUCAACUAAUUAUGCAAUUGAGCAGAAUACAAAAAAUAGUGCAACUUACUCCAUAAAAUAGUUGGCAACAUGUACUUGGUCACGUCAUCUUGGAGUGCAUCGGCAUAUUUUUAAACUCGGGAUAAAGUUAGAUGGGACACCCUGCAUAGGGAGACUGUUUAAGAUGCGUUUUGCACUGCUUUCAUUUUGCUGUUACUGUAAUGAACAGCGAGUGCCAAUAACUUAUCUACACAUCUUUCCAUAGUCAGGACAGCCAUGUGCAAGAGUGAAAUUUUAACCAUAUAAUCAUAAAUGAAGACAUUACAUUUUCUUUCUGUCUGUCUAAGACAAUGCAUGUUUUUUACUGGUAAAUUUGUGUACACCAGUCUUCCAAUUCUGCAUGCACGUGCUGUAAUCAAGUAUGAUACAAUAAAGAACUGCUUACACCA
Messenger RNA from Dermacentor andersoni, 8051 nucleotides. Its product is annotated as inositol polyphosphate multikinase-like. The record is from RefSeq and is a predicted model, not a curated record. Gene Ontology annotation, cellular component: cytoplasm; nucleus. Gene Ontology annotation, molecular function: inositol-1,4,5-trisphosphate 3-kinase activity; inositol tetrakisphosphate kinase activity. Gene Ontology annotation, biological process: inositol phosphate biosynthetic process. NCBI's taxonomy places the organism in Eukaryota, Metazoa, Arthropoda, Arachnida, Ixodida, Ixodidae.